ACAAUCUUAGCAAAUCCCCCUUUUAUAUAUUGUCUCUACUGCAAGCUUACUCUCUGCUUUAGCCAGCAGCCCCCACAUUCAAAACCCUAGGUGAAAGAGAUAGAAAGGUGUUAAAAAAUGGUUCAGCGACUUACUUAUCGGAAGCGGCACAGUUAUGCCACCAAAUCGAACCAGCACCGGGUCGUCAAAACACCUGGAGGAAAGUUGGUGUACCAGACCACAAAGAAGAGGGCAAGUGGUCCUAAGUGCCCUGUUACUGGCAAGAGGAUUCAAGGGAUUCCUCACUUGAGACCUGCUGAAUAUAAGAGGUCUAGAUUGUCAAGAAAUAGGAGAACUGUGAACCGGGCUUAUGGUGGUGUGUUGUCUGGUGGUGCUGUCAGAGAAAGGAUUAUUCGGGCCUUUUUGGUUGAAGAACAAAAGAUUGUGAAAAAGGUCUUGAAGAUUCAGAAGGCUAAGGAAAAGCAAUCCUCUAGAACUUGAGAUUGAAAUUUCUAAUGACUUGGAUGAUUUGUCGAAAUAGCCAAUUUUAGUGAGUUGUGGAAAGUAUUGAGGGUAUUCCAAUUUGAAUUUUGUUCGGGCUCUUGUGAACUGUGUUUUCUAAUCAUCUAUUUUGUAAGUUGUCUACAAAUUAUUCUGCAAUUUUGUUCCGUUUUAUUAUUCAUGUUUUGAUGUUCUCUUGAACUCAUUCGUGGUUGACAUGUUACCUGUAAUGACAGAUUACUUGGUUACUGCAAUUACUGGUUUUAUUACAAAUUAUAUUGGAUUGUUGGGUUA
Hevea brasiliensis (rubber tree) is the source of this 774-nucleotide messenger RNA. Its product is annotated as 60S ribosomal protein L34. Gene Ontology annotation, cellular component: cytosolic large ribosomal subunit; ribosome. Gene Ontology annotation, molecular function: structural constituent of ribosome. The coding region runs from base 118 to 480 and encodes 120 amino acids. Gene Ontology annotation, biological process: translation; ribosome biogenesis. The record is from RefSeq and is a predicted model, not a curated record. Lineage: Eukaryota; Viridiplantae; Streptophyta; Magnoliopsida; Malpighiales; Euphorbiaceae. The transcript has 4 exons.